This is a messenger RNA of Cadophora gregata, 1425 nucleotides long. RefSeq names its product SET domain-containing protein 5. The transcript has 4 exons. The coding region runs from base 1 to 1425 and encodes 474 amino acids. The record is from RefSeq and is a predicted model, not a curated record. Lineage: Eukaryota; Fungi; Ascomycota; Leotiomycetes; Helotiales; Ploettnerulaceae. Gene Ontology annotation, molecular function: protein binding.
AUGCGAACUUCAGACAAUGAUGAAACAUCCCAAGAACGGAUGGCGGUCCAACAUCAGUGCUCACGGAAGUCCGUGACAGCAUCAGAUGGAAAGUAUUUCUACUCAUCAAAUAUACUCAAACUCGUAAUCAUCUCUCCCAAACAAUCAAUCAUGCGUUCUUCAAUCCUCGCCGCGUCGCUAUCUCUACUGUCCUCCUCAUACGCUGGACAACCCCUCAACUACCUAUUCCAAGGAGACUUCUGCAGUAUCUCAGAAAAAUGCAUGUAUCCUAAUUUUACCACUACAGAGCCAUUGCCAGAAACGAAUCAGCAGCAUGUUAUUCAAGAAGAGCCUCCAAAGCAAGAAGAAGCCAAACCAGAAUCCAAAUACCACCCUUGGACUGAAGAACCUCAAUGUAUUACAGACAAGGAAACGAAUGAAGAGUUCUGUGUCUACACCAACGCAAACUUUGCCUUUGGACGUGGAAUUUCAUUCUUCACAUCACCUAAAAUCGCUGCAAAGGUUGUCUCUCUUCCAGCAUUCAUACAGCCGGAGGUUCAUACACAUGUGAACAACUUCACCGAUCCACCAUGGGAAGUUCGCAAUGUAGCAGGUCGUGGAAAUGGAUUAUUCGCCACACGCACUCUUCACCGCGGUGAUGAGAUAGUAUCUGAUACACCAGUAGGGGUGUAUCAAAGCGAUGCUUUCUUUCCUGAUUGGCCUCAGGGGUACAAGUACCUGCACAAGGCGUUUCAGCAGCUACCGAAGGCCACGAGAGAGAUUUUUGUCAAGAUGGCAGCGCAUAAUCCAGGAGAUCCAAUCAUGGAGAGAGUAAAUACGAAUGCAUUUGCAGGGGAAUUUGAGGGUUCACCUCACUUCUUGUUGUAUCCUGAGACAGCGCUUAUGAACCACGAUUGCCGUCCAAAUGCGAUGUAUUAUCAUGAUCCGUCAACUUUGAUACAUGCUACUUACGCUUCGAGAACGAUUCAUCCUGGAGAAGAGAUUACCAUCACCUAUGCAAACAUUCUCGAAACCCGCGCUCAGCGUCAAGAAGCGCUCACACAAACCUGGGGUUUCGAAUGCAAGUGUUCGCUCUGCACGGCCGAGCCAGCCGAAGUUCGGAAAUCCGACAAUCGUAUUCGACGGAUCCAAGAACUCCAGGGAUUUCUUGCGGAUUGGUCUCCUGACUCUAUCGGGACGCCAAAUAUGGCGCGAGAGCUGCUCCAGCUUUAUGAGGAAGAGGGUGUUCAUGCCGCGCUCGGCACAGGACAUAUGUUUGCCGCGCUGGCCUAUAAUGCUGACGGGGAUAUGAAGGGGGCGAAGAAGCAUGCGAAAUUGGCCAUUGAAGCGGGGAUGGUAAAUACUGGAGUCAAGGAUGGAGAUAGGGAAGAGAUGGAAAGCUUGUUGAAUGACCCAAGGCAUCAUUGGAGUUAUAAUGUCAGGUGA